GGUUGCGGUGGUUGUGGUGAUGUUGAGCUGAGCGUCGCGGCGUCCUCUGCUGGCCUCCGCGGGUACUCCACCAACCGCUCCCCUGCUAUACUCCAGACUCUGACUCCCCGGCUCUCAUUCAUGAGAGGAAGAUGGCGGACUGCGCUUCACUAUUAGAUGAGGAACUCUCUUCCUUUGUCUUCAAUUACUUGACAGAAAACUCUGACAGUCAGUAUGGGGAGGAGGAGGUGUGUUCGGACCGGUUGGACUCAGACUUCCCAGAUAUCGAUCUGUCCCAGCUGGAUGCCAGUGACUUUGACAGCGUCAACUGUCUCAGCGAGCUGCACUGGUGCAACGACCACGCCACCGGAGCAUCCCCGGCCUCCGCGCGCUACAGCACGACCGACGAGCUCUUUGAGAUAGAAGAGGAGAACGCGGCCCUGCUCGCCGCGUUGACGGACAGCCUGGAUGGCAUGGUGGACGCUGAGGUGGGGGGGCUCUCUGUCUUCCAAACCCUGGGGGAGGGGCCUAACCAGGAGGAGGAAGACGACGAUGCCGUCCUUCCUCUCAACACCGGGGACUUCAGCCAAUCGCUUGGAACGGAGACGGAAGACCCCUCGCUGUUGAAGAAGCUGUUGCUGACCCCCCCUAACGUGCCUACCGGCGCCGACACACACAGCGCCAACGGGCAUCGCCACGGCAACAGAGGCCUCCACCCGCGGACGACGCGGAUCCAAGCCAAGAGCGAGGCAGGCGCGAGGCUCCAGGACAGGAAGCCGCGUGCCGCGCGGCCCUCGGGCCGUCUGUGCACGGAGCUCCACCGCCACCUGACCACCGGCCGCGGCCACGCCGCCGACAGCGAGGAGGACGAAGGGGACGAGGAGGAGGACGAGGAGGAGGACGAGGAGGAGGAGGAGAGCGAGUCCGAGGAGGGCGAGGAGGACGAGUCGUCGGGGAGCGACGGCGAGGGCGUGGCCGCAGCCCCCCCCCCCGCCGCGCCCCCCGAGGCCCAGUUCAGCUCGGAGAAGGAGCUCCACUCGGUGGUGGAGCUCAUACGCUACAUGCACACCUACUGCCUGCCCGCGCGCAAGCAGCACGCCUGGGACCGCAAGGAGCGCGAGGCCCCGGCCCCGGCGCCGGCGCGCAGCCGGGGCCCCCGGCCCGAGGCCCCGCGGGCCCCCGCGCAGAACGCUCACAGCAGAGCGGCGGCAGUGGGGCCCCCCGCCGCCGCCGCCGCGGGAGGAGGGGGAGGGGGAGGGGGUGGGGCAGGACCCCCCGCCCCCCGCAGACCGGCCUUCUCCCGGCGCCGGGAGCCCAAGGCGGACUCCCUCCUGCGGGCCAUCCUGGAGCGCAGCGCCUCCUUCGACGUGAGCCAGCCUUACAGACUGCACAGCCCCCCCUACGCCCCCGGGCCGGCCGCCGCCCCCGCCCACCAGCACAGCUCCUCCUCCUCCUCCCCGCUCAGCCGGACCGGCCCCGCCCCCUCCUCUCCGGAGGGGCGGCGGCGGCCGGGGGCGGGGCCGGAGGAGGAGGAAGAGGAGGAGGAGGAGGAGGGCGGGUCGUUCUCGGUGCGGCGCUCCCGACGCCUCGCCUCUUUCCCGAGCCGCUUCGCCAAGAGGCUGCGGCCCGGGCACCGCCGCCGGCCCUGGGGCGAGGAGCAGGACGAGAGGAGGGCCCGCGUCAAGGGGGGGGGAGGAGCCGGGGCCAGGGCGGAGAGGCCCCGAGAGGGACACGGGGGUCUGACGGCGGCCAGGAAGACCUGCUGCCACCAUGAGAAUCAGGCGUGUCUGUGUCUACCGCUGCAACCUAAAGCCACUGGAGAGUUCAGCAGUAAGUCCUUUGAGCAGACGCUCGCGGUGGAUCUAUGCGGUACUGCAGGCCUGACUCCGCCCACCACCCCCCCUCACAAGCCGGUGGAGGACGAGCUCUUCAAGCCCGCGGAGGGAGUCGGGGGCAGCGGGGGGGACUCCCCCACCACCUCCACCUCCUCCACCACCUCCACCACCACCUCCGGGCCCGGGGCCCCCAUCCGGGGCCCCUCCUCCUGGCUCCCGCGGGGCCCGCACGCCCGGAAGCUCCCCGAGCAGACGGAGCUCUACGCCCAGCUGCGGCGCGAGGGCCCCGACGGCGAGGGCCCCGGGGAGGCCGAGGGGGGCGUGGCCGGGGUCCGCCGUCCCUACGGCGACCACGACUACUGCGCCCUGACUCUGGGGGAGAGCCGCAAGCGCAGCGCCGCCCUGCUGGGCGCCAUACUGCGGGCGCGGGACGGACCACAGCGGGUGGGGGGGGAGGAGGAGGAGGAGGACGAGGAGGAGGUGGGGGGAGGAGGAGGAGGAGGAGGAAGGGCAUCAGGGAAACUUCAGGAAGAGCAGCAGCAGACGGCGGUGAUGUCCCACCGCCAGACGCACGCGGCCACGCCGCCGGCGUCUGAGGAAGAGGAGGGCGAGCGCUCCUCUUCCUCCCGCUCGCCCUCCCCCGCGAUGGACUCCUCCCCCGGCUCCCCCGCAAGCAAGAUGGACGCCAGUGAGGUGAUGGAAGGCUGUCCUGCAGACAGACAGAGGAACAAAGCCAAACCAGACGAGGACAACUGCCAGGUGUUCUACAUCCACAACCUGCCCAGCAGCGUCACGCACAACAUGCUGCGCAAACGCUUCCAGGUCUUCGGCUCCGCACAGGACUGCAAGGUCAUCAUCCGCAACGAAGAGCGUUGUGGGGUGAUUAAGAUUCGCCAGGGAAGCUCGGAGAGACAACGGAGAGAGGGGGAGGCUGCUUUCCAGAGCCGAGCCAACGGUCUGCCGAGACUAAGCAGAAAGCGCUACAUCGACCUGGACGAAGCCGGCCCGGGCCCCGUGAAGAGCAAGUACGACGCUCUGGACUUUGACACCCUCCUAAAGGAGGCGCAGAAGUCUUUGCACCGCUGACGGGCCUCCCGACCUCUGACCCCCCCCCCCCCAGACCGAUCCCCUCCUCACGGCUGGCCUUAGUGACCCCCGACCCCUCCAGCCCUGCUGCCUCGACACCGGGCCCGCACGCUCCUCCGUCGAAGGCACCCUCGCAAAAGUUGUUUACAUUUUUAACAUUGGAAUAAAAAGACGAGAGAGACCUAGUUUAGAACUUUUCUUUACUUUCCCGCCGGAGGACAGCGUUUAAAAAUACGAACGUCAGAAGCCAUGGAGAAUUAAGGAGCAAAAAUGAUACGAUGGAAGAGGUUUGAUUUUUGAGAAAAAAAAGCAAUGGUACAACUUCUACUGCUACUACUACUAAACUACUACUACUACUACUACUACUACUGCAACAACGGCAGACACUUUUUUUCCUGUCGUUGUGCGACGGUCGACGACAAAGCUGCUUCCUGUUGUCUGUGUUGGUGACUUCAUCACCCCGCGCCAAAGAAGGUUGGCGGGGCGAGAACCUUUGUGUGGCGUAAAUACCUUGCUAUUCCCGCGUCGCGUCUUGUUGGUCACGUUGGUCUUCGUGGUUUGUGUGCGUGUGUGUGUCCUCACGUGUGUUUUAUUUUUUUCGUAAAAAACACACUCUCUGGUCACGCCUGGUGAGACCGCGAGCUGUGUUUUGCCUCAAAGUAGUGACGUUGUGGAGAAAAAAACAACUUUGUUUUAGCAAAAGGAAAAAAAUUAUCGAUGUUUUCAAAAAUUUAAACGAAAAAGAUUUAUAACUGUGUGUGUGUGUGUGUGCGUGUGUGUGUGUUACGGACAAUGAAAAUUCUGAAAUCAACAAAAAAAACAUUUGACUUUAAACGGUUUACACAUCGAAAACGAAGAAGAAAAAAAAUCAUCUUUUUUUAUUUUUUGUAACUGUAGUGCUUCCUUGAUUUGAUCUAUGCACUGUACGGAGGUAGAAGUUUCUGCUGUCCUCUGACGAACCCUUUCCUUCUUGUCUGCAAACGCAACCCUCAAAAUGGCUUCUUCUACUGGCUCUGGUAUCAGGUUGCAUACAGCGGACUCUACUAGGUGCAUGCGGUGUGCACAGAAGGCCCAGAAGUUUUGUCAAAUAGCACUUAUUUUACCAAGGUCUGUAAAUAGUUAGACCGUCGAUGUCAAACAUGUUAAGACGUUGUUGUUUUUUUCUUUCUUUAUUGUAUUUGCCAAACUGCCAUUCCCUUUCAAUGCUGUCAAAAAUAUCCCCCAAACACAUCUGUCACUUACAAUCAGAAUACAUUGAAUACUAAAGGACUUCUAUAGAAAUUAUAAAUAUAUAUAUUAAUAUAUAAAUUAAUCAGUUUACUAUAACAAUGUCCAUUUCCCUCACCUGAUGGCUGGUCUUUGAUGCACCUUUUGGUUUUGGUAGAGUCUGACGUACACACACACACCUGAUACCGCCAGUAGACGUUGACCAUGGGAGGGGGGGGGGAGAGAACCCAGGAGAGAGAGCCAUGUGUUGGAUAACAACACCAAAGGGUUCUGGGUGAGAAUCGUGACCUUGUCGUGACCUUGUUGUCCAAGAGGUAUUGUGUCAGCUGAGUUUCUCUACCUCACGUUCAUCUCCACCAUCUCCACCUCCGUUCCUCUCCUCCAUGUCUAAUCCCGUUCCAUUUAUUUGUCCUGUACUCCAAUACCCCCUCCCCAACGCUCUGGUUCUUCCUGUAAGUUUCCGGAAAAUGCUUUUGCUUUUCCAUGUUUUUUGUUUGACCAAGGUACAAGGACUGAAACCCAUGUUGAUGUUAUAUAGCCACUUAAUGAAGGGGCCUUUCUCUCUUUCUCUCUAUUCCCUUUCUUUCUCUCUCUCUCUCUCUCUCUCUCUCUCUCUCUCUCUCUCUCUCUCUCUCUCUCUCUCUCUCUCUCUCUCUCUCUCUCUCUCUCUCUCUCUCCCCCUCCUCUUUGGCCUCAUCGUUAAUGGUUUUCUGUGGCUAGCAUGUGCGUAUCUAUCCUGAGUGUUGUGUGUCUUGUGCGUAUCAGAGUUAGAGCUGCAUCUGUUCCCAGGCCUCCCAAUUCAUCCACACCCCAUCUCCAUGUUAUCGUGUUCAGGGAUCCCUGCGUCCCUCGACAGCACAGCCCAACUCUAUCUAUCCACCUAUCUAGCAAUCUAUAUCCAUCUAUCUAUUCACCGACUGUACCUUUUCCCAAGUAUGUCACCGUUGGCGUAACAGACACCCACCCACUUUGUGUACAAGUUGUCCCCCUGCCCCCACCACCACCCCCACCAUGCCACCCUUCUAUCUAAUCAACCCCUCGGUAACACACACGAAAAAUUGAAUGUUUACAUCUCUCGAUUCUCGUUAGACUUUCUUAGAGACACACACUAAGUACAAAGAUGCCUUAUUCAGGACGCGACAUGUAGGCUGAUUUCUCAAAAAACGAAACAAAUUAAAAUAUUACAAAUUGGUUGAAUUACGAAUUGAUUGGAAAACACCCAAAGUGAAAGUCGUUUCGCAAUUAAAAGUAAUUGACAUGGAUCAGUUCUACCAGAAUGGGUAUUUGUGCUUAGUUUGUACACUGCUAAAAGAGUGAAGAGAGGAUACGCUGGUUUACAUAUUAAAAAAGAAACAAUAUAUUAUAAUAUAUAAAUAUAUAUAAUGUGUAUAUAGCACUAUGCCUCAUUGUAAACAUUUAAAAAGAUGUAAGUGUGUUUUUUUAAAGGCGGCGGGUUAGGAUUGUUGAUUAUCAGGAAACUUUGGACUUGCGCUAGGAAGUUAGAAGGAGUUCAAUACAGGAAGGAAUUUAAGGGAAAAGGUUUUUGUUUUCACAAUAAAAGUCCACAAUAUUUGGGAAAGCAUGAGAGGCGAGAGGAGUUUCCCUUUAGACUGUUGUACUAGAAAGUUAUUUUUCUUUGCCCAUUUUUGAAACGAUAUCGGUUUGUCCGUUUAUUUUUUUCUUUAAAAAAAAAUCAAUUGAUGCAAUAGCUACUAAUCGUAUCUAAUUAACAGCUUUUACAGAUAAAGGUAAUAAUGUACAGUGUGGUGUAUGGUAGUUGAAAUACAACUUUGGGCAAACCUUGAACUGCAAAUUCUCUAGGCUACUCUGGUUAGAAGGCUGUUAAACAUACGAAAAAAAUCCAAAAAAGAAAAGUACCGGACGAAUGUUAAUGGUUACGACAUUUAGACGAUACACCUGUACAACAUGUAUGACUAUACUCUUGCACAAAAGAAAAACGCCCCAGGUAGUGAAGCAUUUGUUCACAAUAUAUAUAUUGUUUUUCAUUGAAGGGAAACUUGUAACUAGAUUAUUGCCACAUUUUGAUGGUGCACAGGUCUGUUCAAAGUCUAAUUUAGUUGUGUCAGAGACAAUGGUAAAUAUGGUAACUCACGUCUACACGUAUGACUGCUAUUGGAACACGAGAGGAAGAAAAAAAAAAAAAGGAUAUUAAUUGUAGAUGUUAUAGUGUUAUGGUUAACUACAGCCCCUGCUGAAGGUAAGAGUCUUACUCGGUACAGUGAUGGCCAUUUUAGAAGACCCCUCUCUCUUCAUUGGUGGAUUUAAUUAUUUCGGCUCCUCUCCAAAUGUAAGUUCCAUUUUAGAGCUAGCUAGGAUUCUAAAAUCAAAGCACUGGCUGUCAUUGGCCACGGGAACAAUCUGUGUGUGUGUUUUGUGUUUUUGAUGAAGAGGGGACUUCUAGGGUGGAUCCUGCUCUGCUCCUUCUCUGAACGGUGCAUUUAUUGUGCUGGAGGUGAAGACAUUUUAACAUCUUCACUCUCAUGACAAGCCUUAAAACUCAACUGGUGGGGUGCAACGACUCCAAUUCCAACUCCUGUCCAAAUCAAAUCUGGUUUUCUUGUUCCUCAGUAAUGACUGACGUUUUUUUUGUUUUCAAUACAGCCAUAAUAUAAAAUGAAGCUAUAUACAUAUAUAUGAAUAUAUAUAUAUAUAUAUUUAUGUGUUGGUGUAGAUAUCUAGAUGAUUAUAUACUUUCUUAUAGAAAAUCUUUGAUGUUGACCAUUUUUCCUGCGUGUCAUGAGAACACGUCGACACAUUUAAAAAUGGCUGCCAUCCCGGUUUGGGAGCCACUGGCACCUGAACCCAAAAAUAUUCUCCUUCCACAGGGAGUCCUCUUCCAAUGCAAUACAUUUUAUUUCCACUUCUCAGUUAUGGUUAAUGUUGAGAGAGAGAAAAAAGAAAAAUGUUUGUGGCAAGUUGACCAAAAAUAAACAAAUAAAUACAUCCACAGUAAUAAAACAAAGACAACAAAAAAAACGUUUGUCAACAGCUUUCUUUGUUCACAUGUUUGCUGGCUUUGUUUUUAAAAGAUGCCACCAGAAUGUUCUCACUUAGACCCACCAAAACCAACGUUUUAGGGACAUGUUUUUCUCUUUUUCUUGUUUCUUUAUCGUUUAAAUAUAAGGAAAAAAAAUAUGUAAUCUGUCUGCUAGCUGUAGGAACUGUUUGAUCGCGACGAUUUAGCUUUGCAAUACAGGCCAAUCUCUGGCCAAUCAGAAUUAAUUUAGCAGAUCACAUGUCGUCCAGGCUUCCCUACAUACGGUUGCAAUGUUUAGAAACUAACUGAUAACUUGUCUUGAUGGUACAGUUGAUGUGAGCCCUCAGAAGGGACUGCAAGCUAUCGUCUAUAGCUAAAUGUCGGUGGGUAUUAUGGUGGAAGAGAAACAAAUAAUAUAUAUAAAGGGCAUAAAUUCUUCUUUUCUUUUUUUUUUUUCUUCGCUGUUGAUUUAAUUGUCUAUUUACAUCUAAUGACUAUCAAAGAUACAGACGUGAUUAUUUUCCUUUUUUAACUUAGUUUUUGGUAAGACAAAAAAACAGUAAAUACUGCUAGUAAUAUUUUAUAUUUUUACAUAUAUUGGUUUUAUUCUGCGUUUUUUUAUUUAUAUGCCUCUUAGUUUGGAUGUAUUUUAAAUUGUGUUUUUUUUCUCGUUUCGUGUGAUUUCAUAUGUUCAGAAUGUGGAGAAAAUGCAUUUCAGUAUUUUUGAAUUGUUAAAAUCUAGUUUCAUAGACGCGCAAGUAUCUGAUGUUAUAUUAUAAAUUAUAUUUUAAUUCGUGUAAAUAGUUUAAAACAGAAGACUAUGACUUCCGUUUAAACUGAAUACAUUUCUCUUCAGAGAUUGUUUACAUUAAAAAAACUGUAGAAAUGUGCUCCUCAUAUACUGUAUAAAGUACAUAUAUUCAUUCAAUUGCCUCCAAAAAAUAAAACCCUAAUGAGCAAAGUUC
Gadus morhua (Atlantic cod) is the source of this 8090-nucleotide messenger RNA. RefSeq names its product peroxisome proliferator-activated receptor gamma, coactivator 1 beta (gene ppargc1b). Bases 132 to 2900 code for a protein of 922 amino acids. Gene Ontology annotation, cellular component: nucleus. The record is from RefSeq and is a predicted model, not a curated record. Gene Ontology annotation, molecular function: transcription factor binding; nucleic acid binding. Gene Ontology annotation, biological process: positive regulation of transcription by RNA polymerase II. NCBI's taxonomy places the organism in Eukaryota, Metazoa, Chordata, Actinopteri, Gadiformes, Gadidae. The transcript has 12 exons.